AAAUAUAGCACGCGCGAGCUCAGCUCCUCAACAAAGUCAUUUCUCUGACAGUGUUGUGAAGGGAGCAGAAGAGGAGAAACCUAAUCUCAGAACCCAACAACACCUAGCAACAGUUGAAAAAACUUUUAAACAAAAGUCUGGGUGGGAGAUAUACAACAACUUCCAAUUUCUGCUGAUCGGGAUUUCAGGGAGAAGAAGCUGCUUUCCCCCCUUCUCUACUCAGUUUCCUGCAUGACUUCAGCUAUUGGCUAGUCCUAGGAAAGAAAGUGGGAAAAGCUUUUUCCUCUGUAUUCUUUUGGGCUGGAUAGUUUUCCAGAACUCGAGUCUGUCUUGGGCUGUGGGACGAGCCACUGGGUUCUUCAAAGGAUAAACUACCUCCAUAGAGGACAUACCCUUGGUUAAACGAGCUGCCGUCAGGUGGGAAUGAGAUCCCGAAAUCAAGGUGGCGAAAGUUCAGCUAAUGGGCAUAUCUCCUGCCCCAAGUCCUCCAUCAUCAGCAAUGCUGGUGAUAAAAGUCUCUCAGAAGAUGCAAAAAAGAAGAACAAAUCAAACAGGAAGGAGGAUGAUGUCAUGGCCUCAGGAACUGUCAAACGACACCUAAAAACAUCUGGAGACAGUGAACGAAAGACUAAGAAAUCCCUGGAGUUAUCCAAAGAAGACCUCAUCCAGCUACUCAGUAUAAUGGAAGGGGAGUUGCAGGCCAGAGAAGAUGUGAUCCACAUGCUCAAGACCGAGAAAACCAAACCCGAAGUUCUGGAGGCUCACUACGGGUCUGCAGAGCCAGAGAAAGUGCUUCGGGUCCUGCACCGAGAUGCCAUCCUUGCCCAGGAGAAGUCCAUAGGAGAAGAUGUCUAUGAGAAACCGAUUUCAGAGCUGGACAGACUUGAGGAAAAACAGAAAGAAACCUACCGGCGCAUGCUAGAACAGCUGCUGUUGGCAGAGAAGUGUCACAGGCGCACUGUGUACGAGUUAGAGAACGAGAAGCACAAGCACACCGACUACAUGAACAAGAGCGACGACUUCACCAACCUGCUGGAGCAGGAGAGGGAGAGGUUGAAAAAGCUCCUUGAACAAGAAAAGGCAUACCAAGCCCGUAAAGAAAAGGAAAAUGCUAAACGGCUCAAUAAACUAAGAGAUGAGCUUGUCAAACUCAAGUCCUUUGCACUCAUGCUGGUGGAUGAAAGACAAAUGCAUAUUGAGCAACUCGGCCUGCAAAGCCAAAAAGUACAGGAUCUUACUCAGAAACUGAGGGAAGAAGAAGAAAAGCUCAGAGCCAUUACUUCCAAAUCCAAAGAAGACAGACAGAAAUUGCUCAAGUUAGAAGUGGACUUUGAGCACAAAGCUUCAAGAUUUUCUCAAGAGCAUGAAGAGAUGAAUGCUAAAUUAGCCAAUCAAGAGUCUCACAACAGGCAACUUAGACUCAAGCUGGUUGGCUUAACUCAAAGAAUAGAGGAGCUAGAAGAGACCAACAAAAAUCUUCAAAAGGCAGAGGAAGAACUUCAAGAACUAAGAGAUAAAAUUGCCAAAGGGGAAUGUGGAAACUCCAGCCUCAUGGCGGAAGUGGAAAAUCUCCGAAAGCGCGUGCUUGAAAUGGAGGGAAAAGACGAGGAGAUCACUAAAACGGAAUCCCAGUGCAGGGAAUUGCGGAAGAAGCUGCAAGAGGAAGAACACCAUAGUAAGGAGCUCAAAAUUGAAGUUGAGAAGCUACAGAAGAGAAUGUCUGAACUGGAGAAAUUGGAAGAAGCAUUUAGCAAGAGUAAAUCUGAAUGCACCCAGCUACAUUUAAAUCUGGAGAAAGAAAAGAACUUAACCAAAGACCUGCUAAAUGAAUUGGAAGUGGUCAAGAGUAGAGUUAAAGAACUUGAAUGUUCUGAAAGUAGAUUGGAAAAAGCUGAAUUAAGCCUAAAAGAUGAUCUUACGAAAUUGAAGUCAUUUACUGUGAUGCUGGUUGAUGAAAGGAAAAAUAUGAUGGAAAAAAUAAAGCAAGAAGAGAGAAAAGUGGAUGGACUCAAUAAAAAUUUUAAGGUGGAACAAGGAAAGGUUAUGGACGUAACUGAAAAACUAAUCGAAGAAAGUAAGAAGCUUUUAAAACUGAAAUCUGAAAUGGAGGAAAAGGUAUACAAUUUGACAAAAGAGAGAGAUGAGUUGAUAGGCAAACUGAAAAGUGAAGAAGAAAGAUCCUCUGAAUUAAGCUGCAGUGUUGACUUAUUAAAGAAGAGACUCGAUGGUAUAGAGGAAGUGGAAAGAGAAAUAACAAGGGGAAGAUCUCGGAAAGGACCUGAGCUCACCUGCCCAGAAGAUAAUAAGAUUAAGGAACUAACACUUGAAAUUGAAAGACUGAAGAAACGUCUCCAACAAUUGGAGGUGGUCGAAGGAGAUUUGAUGAAGACAGAGGAUGAGUAUGAUCAGCUGGAGCAGAAAUUUAGAACUGAGCAGGAUAAGGCUAACUUCCUCUCUCAACAACUAGAAGAAAUCAAGCACCAGAUCGCCAAGAAUAAAGCAAUAGAGAAAGGAGAGGUUGUGAGCCAGGAAGCUGAGCUGAGACACAGAUUUAGGUUGGAAGAAGCUAAAAGUCGAGACUUAAAAGCCGAAGUACAAGCUCUUAAAGAAAAAAUUCAUGAAUUAAUGAACAAAGAAGAUCAGCUUUCUCAGCUCCAGGUAGAUUAUUCUGUCCUUCAACAAAGAUUUAUGGAAGAAGAAAAUAAGAACAAAAGCAUGGGGCAGGAGGUCCUCAGUCUGACCAAAGAGUUGGAGCUGUCCAAGCGUUACAGCCGAGCUCUCAGACCCAGUGUGAACGGAAGAAGAAUGGUGGAUGUGCCUGUGACGUCGACUGGAGUACAGACCGAUGCGGUCAGCAGUGACGCAGCCGAGGAGGAGACGCCGGCUGUUUUCAUACGGAAAUCCUUUCAGGAAGAAAAUCAUAUCAUGAGUAAUCUUCGACAGGUGGGAUUGAAAAAACCUAUGGAACGAUCCUCUGUUCUAGACAGGUAUCCUCCAGCAGCAAAUGAGCUCACUAUGAGAAAGUCUUGGAAUCCAUGGACGAGAAAAAGGGAAAAUGGCCCCCCGAUCGCUCAGGAGAAAGGGCCUCGAACAAAUUCCAGUCCAGGGCACCCGGGAGAGCUAGUCCUUUCUCCAAAGCAGGGCCAGCCCCUGCAUAUCCGAGUGACGCCAGAUCAUGAGAACAGUACUGCGACUUUGGAGAUAACAAGCCCAACAUCUGAAGAAUUUUUUUCUAGUACCACCGUCAUUCCUACCUUAGGGAAUCAGAAACCAAGGAUAACCAUUAUUCCAUCACCAAAUGUUAUGUCUCAAAAACAAAAAAGUGGGGAUACUACUCUUGGCGCAGAACGAGCCAUGUCCCCCGUCACGAUUACUACGUUUUCCAGAGAGAAGACCCCAGAAAGUGGAAGAGGCACAUUUGUGGACAGGCCCACAUCCCCCAUCCAGAUCAUGACAGUGUCUACAUCAGCAGCACCAGCUGAGAUUGCAGUUUCACCUGAAUCCCAGGAAAUGCCCAUGGGAAGGACUAUCCUCAAAGUCACCCCAGAAAAACAGACUGUUCCAACUCCAGUACGGAAAUACAACUCCAAUGCCAAUAUUAUAACUACAGAAGACAAUAAAAUCCACAUUCACUUAGGUUCUCAGUAUAAACGAUCCCCUGGGACUCCAGCUGAAGGAGUAAGUCCAGUUAUUACUGUCCGACCAGUCAAUGUGACAGCUGAAAAGGAAGUUUCCACUGGCACUGUCCUUCGUUCUCCCAGGAACCAUCUCUCUUCACGACCCGGUGCAAGCAAAGUGACAAGCACUAUCACCAUAACACCAGUCACAACCUCAUCUGCUCGAGGAACCCAGUCAGUGUCAGGACAAGAUGGGUCAUCCCAGCGGCCUACACCCACCCGCAUUCCUAUGUCAAAAGGUAUGAAAGCAGGAAAGCCAGUAGUGGCAGCCCCAGGAGCAGGAAAUCUGACCAAAUUCGAGCCUCGAGCUGAGACUCAGUCUAUGAAAAUAGAGCUGAAGAAAUCUACAGCCAGCAGCGCUACCUCUCUUGGAGGGGGGAAGGGCUGAGGGCAGUGGCUGAGGGGGUAUGUUGUGCAGAUGCUACUGCUGCUGUGAAAACGAACCUUCGUCUGCUCGUGCCAACUCUUUACAUGUACUAAUUUAAGUUUUAAAUAUCUUGUUUAUAAAAUAACCAACUAAUAGCCAUGUGUCUUUCCUAUUUUGUGCAUUUGUUUUGAUGCUGGGGAACAGAACUAAUUAGCAAAACUACUGUUUGCCACGUGAUUUGUUGAAGACACUGGGCCUGAGGCAGGGCCUGGCCUCUCGUCCUAGUUUUGCUUCUAGCAAGUGUACCCAUCAGUUAACCAUCUGAGCAGGCUCAGUGUUUCAUCAGUAAGAGGUGGGGGCUGGAUCACAUGCUCUCCAAGGCUGGCUCCCGUAUUUCCUAAUUAUAAGCCAAAUUUAAUUGACCUCAUUCCACAGUACUUUAUUUUUAAAAAAAUCUAUUACGAAAUAAGAUAUAGUUUAACAAUUCUCAUUGGCCUCUAUCAAAUCCUGAAUUUGCUUUAUGUGCUGGAUAGAAAAAAUCACGUAGCUAUCACAGGGCCUGGACCUCUAAAAUUUUGCAAAAACAAAAGCCUCUGAGAUGAUUUCAGAUAAUAAUUUGAAUGUGAAAUAAAGUGGAAAUGAAAUAUGGAAUCCUAAAAA
Molecule: messenger RNA, 4704 nt
Organism: Propithecus coquereli (Coquerel's sifaka)
Lineage: Eukaryota; Metazoa; Chordata; Mammalia; Primates; Indriidae
Gene: FILIP1
Product: filamin A interacting protein 1
Exons: 6
Coding region: 424-4065 (1213 amino acids)
Source: RefSeq, a predicted model, not a curated record